AUGCAUGCAAGUGCUUUGAGGGCUGCUUUAGGAGAACCGUCACUUUCUAAAAAGUUGUCAAAUGUCUCAACAGAGACAAAUGAAUUUCUCAAGGAAGAGUAUAUUAUUGACAUGUGUGAUCUUGUGGAGUCUAGGAAGCCUGGUCUUUAUGUUUGCUAUGGCACAAUCGAAGAUAUAGAUGUUGAAUUAGGAUGGUACUACGAGGCAUGUAAGAUAUGCUUUAGUGGAAUUAAUAAAAAGCAAGAUGGUGGUAUGAGGUGCAAGAAGGAAAAUCAUAUUGUCAGAUAUCCUAUCCCAAGGUAUAGAGUUAAGAUAAUUGUGACAGAUGGUACGGGAGAUGCAACUUUCGUUCUUUUUGACAAGGAAGUUCGAAAAUUUGUUGAUAAAUCUGCUUCAGAACUAUUAAAGUUGCAUAAAAAGGACGAUGAAAGCUUCCCAGAGGAAUUUUUGGUAUUCUUGGGAAAAAAGUUGCUUUUUAAAGUUGAUCUUCAGUACUACAAUAACUACAAUCAAAGCCCUACAUUUACUGUCGUCAACACAACUGAUGAUCAAGAUGUCAUUGGCAAGUGGAUGGGAAUGUAUAUCAGAAUGGAGGAUGACCGGACAGUGAAAAAACAAAUCGAGGCUGAAAGUGUCAAGGAAAUAGAUGGGGCUCAAGCUACAAGUACGCGUGAUAAUGAAUCUACCCCAACAUCUAAAACACCCUUGAAGCGUGGUUUAGAAGACCCGAAUUUGCUUGACUUAAGUUGUGAAGACUCAAAGGUGGAUGCACAAUGUAAAGAAGCUGCAGAAAUUGUACGUCGGAAAAGAAAAUGUUUGUUGGAAGACAAACCUGAUAGAUAUAUGUAUUCUGAAACGAGUAACAAAGAGAAUGAGCCACACAUCGUACCUUCAGUUUCUAUUAGUGACCGAUUUGGAACUAAUACAUUCAAUCUUGAAAAUUACACUUAUACAACUCCGGAUCAUUUACGCACGGAUGUAACACCAUUGAUUAACAAUCCUAUUGAACGUACCAUUGUUGAAGAUAAGCACUCAACUACAAAGCAGAAUCGCCAUAAACGAAGAGUAUUACUUACAAAGAAGCGUCUAGAAAAAGACACAACACGUGAUGUUCAACUGCCAUAUAUGUCUACAAUUACUACAAACAGAAUCCCUAAUUUGUGCAAUAAUGAUACUCCAAAUAUGAAUCAUGAAGCUGUUGCAGUUCAACGAAGAGAGCUCCUUGAGUUACAACAAAGAAGUUCUGCACUUAGGUGCAAUAAGCAACUCAUACAAAGUAAAAGGGUUUUGAAUGAAGUGACCAGAAGAUUUGAGCUAGGAAAUAGUAGUGGGUCACUUGAAGAGGGUAAUUCAACAAUUGCGUUUGAGGUAGACCAACAAAAUCCAAUAGAAUCUGAUGGCAAUCAUGGAGAGUGCAGUAGUUAUGCAGGAGAUUAUUGGGAUAUUGGUGAUCCAAUAUGGGAGUGCGAGUAUUGUGGGGCCAUGAUGUGGUUCGAGGAAAGAACAAAAAAGCAUAUAAACACGACAAAGCCAAAGUUCUCACAAUGUUGCAUGCAAGGGAAAGUGCAACUUCCUUUAUUGCGUCCUCCGCCGAAACUCCUUUCAGAUCUCUUAGAAGGAAAACAUCCUAGAAGCAAACACUUCUUUGAAAAUAUAAGGCCAUACAAUAUGAUGCAUUCUUUUACAUCAAUGGGAGGGAAAGUUAUACAUCCAUCUACCCAAGGACGAGGACCAUACAAUUUUAAGAUAGGUGGUCAGAAUCAUCAUUUGAUAGGGAGUUUGUUGCCAAACGAAGGCUCACGUCCUAAAUUUUCCCAACUUUACAUCUACGACACUGAGCAUGAGAUUAACAACAGAAAGAACGCAGUAAGUUCUAAAAAUCCUAAAAAGUUCGAAGACCCUUUGAUUGCUGAAUUACAAAAUAUGAUUGAUGAACACAAUCCUCUAGCAAAGAUUUUUAGAAUGGCAAGAGAUCGCUUUAAAAAUGAUGCAUGCGAGAAUGUCAAAUUGAAACUAAUUGGUAGGAGAGAAUCGGAUGGAAGGACAUAUAACUUGCCCACAACCAACGAGGUUGCUGCCCUCAUCGUUGGAGAUAUUGAUAGUGCGGAUAAAAGAGAUAUAAUUGUGGAGACAAAGGGUGGAAAAUUGAAACAAAUUUCUGAACUCCAUCCUUCAUACCUUGCUCUUCAAUAUCCACUACUAUUUCCGUAUGGUGAAGAUGGGUAUAGGGUUGAUGUUUCACAUAGGGAUGGAGAUUUAUCAAACCCUAAUUCUAAUAAAAGGGACAAACUGACUAUGAGAGAGUUCUUUGCAUAUCGCAUACAUGAUCGUCGUGGAGAAGCUGAGACAAUAUUACUCUCUCGAAGAUUAUUGCAACAAUUAAGUGUCGAUGGUUACACCAUGAUGGAAGCACAAAGAUUGUCGUUCGUUAGACAUAAUCAAAAAAGUUUCAGAGCUGAUAAUGUUAAGAAUUUAAGAGGUGCAGCAGAUAGAGGAGAUACAGAAGGAGCAUCAACUGGUAGUCGGGUAGUUAUACCAGCAUCAUUCACUGGAGGACACAGUUAUAUGAGGGAGAACUAUCAAGAUGCAAUGGCAAUAUGCAGAUGGUAUGGCUAUCCAGAUUUGUUUAUUACUUUCACAUGUAAUCCAAAAUGGCCUGAGAUUACAAGAUUUGUUUCUAAGAAGGGAUUACGACCUGAAGAUAGACCAGACAUUAUUGUUCGAGUGUUUAAGAUGAAGCUCGACCAAUUGGUUAAGGAUUUGAAGGACCGAAAUAUUUUCGGCAGAGUAAGAGCUGUUGUCUAUACAAUAGAAUUCCAAAAGCGUGGCUUGCCGCAUGCACAUAUACUGUUAUUCUUACAUCGGGAUGACAAGUUCCCAGACGCAGAAGCAGUCGACAAAAUUAUAUGUGCUGAGUUACCGAACAAAGAUGAAAAUCCAGAUUUGUAUGAGAUAGUUGCAACACACAUGAUGCAUGGCCCAUGUGGUGCUUCUAAUCUUGACUCCCCGUGUAUGGUGGAUAAAAUGUGCACAAAACAUUUCCCAAAAAGGUUUAAUGAGAGAACAACAGUGGACGAAGAUGGUUAUCCGGUAUACAGAAGAAGAGAUAAUGGAGCAACUGUUGAAAAAAAUGGUGUCAUGCUUGAUAAUAGAUUCGUUGUUCCAUACAACUCUCAAUUACUCUGGUACGAUAGAGUCACUGCGACUGCAUACCAUAAUCGUCAAAAUCCUGAAGAUCCUGAAAAAAUUGAUGAAAUCAAAAUGUAUUAUGAUUGUCGAUACAUAUCGCCAUGUGAAGCUAUGUGGAGAAUAUAUGGGUUCCCCAUACAUUUUAGAAUCCCUGCCGUCGAACGAUUAAGUUUUCAUCUACCUGACGAACAGACCGUCCUUUUCACUGACGAUGCCGAUGUAGAGGAAGUGCUUGAAAGACCACACAUUGAGAAAACAAAGUUCCUAUCCUGGAUGGAGUGCAACAAAGAACAUGCUGAAGCAAGAGAAUUAAGCUAUGUUGAGUUUCCUACAAAAUUUGUGUGGCAAGCACGCACAAGAGAAUGGACUUCACGGAAAAAAGGAUUUGCAAUUGGCAGAAUUUAUCAUGUCACGCCUGGAGCUGGUGAAAAAUUCUACUUGAGGACCCUGUUGAAUUAUGUGAAAGGUGCAACUUGCUAUGAAGACAUACGCGUUGUCGAUGGUGUAUUACAUCCCACCUUCAAAGAAGCAUGUUAUGCUAGAGGUUUGUUAGAUGAUGACAAGGAGUAUGUUGAUGCGAUAAUGGAGGCAAGCUUCAGAGAAUCUGGACACUAUCUACGUAACCUUUUUUGUAUGAUGCUAUUAUCAUGUAGUCUAUCGAAACCUGAAAAUAUAUGGCAGAAAACUUGGCAUCUUCUUUCGGAAGAUAUCCUACAUAGACAACGCACUAUUCUACGAGACCAAGCUUUGCACCUGAGCGAUGAACAAUUGCAGAAUUAUGCAUUGGCUGAGAUUGAAGCUAAGCUACAGAGUAACGAGGAAAACAAAAUGAAGAGUUUCAGCAACUUUUCCAAGGAUUAA
Messenger RNA from Beta vulgaris subsp. vulgaris (sugar beet), 4050 nucleotides. RefSeq lists its product as uncharacterized. Lineage: Eukaryota; Viridiplantae; Streptophyta; Magnoliopsida; Caryophyllales; Amaranthaceae. The transcript is spliced from 19 exons. The coding region runs from base 1 to 4050 and encodes 1349 amino acids. The record is from RefSeq and is a predicted model, not a curated record.